AUGUCGGAAAGGGUGCAGGUUGUGACGAGACACCUGCUGGCACCCAUCGCUGUCGCGGGCAGCGAGACUCCGGUUUACGAGCCGGGGGAGCAUUUUGGCAUCUUCCCUGAUUACGAGCACAAGUGGCCGUAUCCCGAAGUCGGUAUUAUGUCUGCCCAAGAAACCCCGUCGACGUUGUUUACGUCCUUUUUGGAACAAGCCGCGAAGAACUUCCCCGAGGUUCCUGCCUUGGCUGCUGAGAAACCGGUGCCGGCACUCGUCCGAACUGGCGAAGCUCCCUCGCUGCCUUGGGAGGCAUGGGCGAAGUGGACAUGGAAGGGUUACUACGAAGAUGCUUGCAAGCUUGCAAAAGCUUUCAUCCAGCUGGGCGUCCAACAGUUUGGGAGUGUGACGAUUUUUGGUUUCAAUGCUCCGGAGUGGAUGCUGAGUGCUCUCGCGGCCAUGCUUUGUGGGGGCAAAUACGUCGGCAUCUACUCCACGGAUACGCCGGAGCAGGUGCAGUACAAGGUCGACCACUCCAACGCAGCGGUCAUGGUGGUGGAUGGGGAGGCGGAGUUUGAAGCGACUGCGAAACAUGUCGAGGAAAUGCCUGAGCUGCGUGCCAUCGUGUGCUGGGGCAUGCCGGCGCGGGCUCAGCUCACCAGGAAAGACGGCAGCGUUUGCAAGGUCCUGACGUUCAAGGACUGCUUGGAGCUCGGCGCGUCGCAGAGCUCUGAUGGCCUGGCUUCCAGGAAGGAGGCAACCCGGCCUGGACACGCUAUGGGCAUCAUCUACACUUCCGGCACAACCGGCAACCCGAAAGCCGUCAUGGUGCACCAUGAUGCCGCUGUCGCGAUCACAUCCAUGGCGAGCCGACCGGAGACAGGUGCUUUACAAGCAUAUCCAGCGCGGAUUUUGUCGUACCUGCCUCUCUCGCACGUCGCCGGCUCGAUGAUGGACAUGUGGUUUCCCAUCUUCAUGGCCGGCAGCAACCGAAAGCUGCACAGCACAAUCUAUUUUGCCCGUCCCUACGACCUGAAGGAGAUGACCCUGGCAGCCCGCAUCCAGUUUGUGCGGCCGACCGUCUUCCUUGGCGUUCCGCGUGUCUACGAGAAGAUGCAAAGCCGGAUGAUGGCGGUUGCUUCGACCAUCACGGGUGUGAAGAAGUCGAUUGCCACAUGGGCCAAGGGAAAGGGGCUCGAGUACUGCAGAAACUUGCAGGCUGGCGGUUCAAAGGCGAAGCCUAUGUUCCUGACCAUUGCAGACAAGUUGAUCCUGUCCAAAGCUCGCGACGCAUUGGGUUUGGAUCAAUGCAAAAGCCUGAUCGUAGGUGCUGCUCCAAUUUCUGCAGACACACUGGAAUACUUUGGCCAGCUGGGCAUGAUGAUUCAGAACGUUUACGGUAUGAGCGAGUCCUCGGGACUUACCACAUGCUGCAUGCCAUCGUGGAAUGCCUUCGGCACCGUGGGCCAGGCUCUGCCCGGCAUCGAGGUAAAGUGCUUCAAGACCGGGCCAGGUGGAGAAAACAUCGAGGUGCCUCGAUGUCAACCCAGCGCCAAAGUGGUGCCUGAGGACUGCCAAGGUGAGAUUUGCUUUCGUGGCCGGCACAUUAUGAGUGGCUACAUGGCUAACCCCAGGUUCGGCGAGGCGCACGUCAAGGAAAUCAAGGAAAAAAACGAAAGCACCAUCGACAAAGAUGGCUGGCUGCACAGCGGCGACAAGGGCUGCAUGGACACCAACGGUGUCGUGCGGAUUACGGGGCGCUAUAAGGAGCUUAUCAUCGGUGCAGGCGGCGAGAACAUUGCGCCUGUGCCGGUUGAGGACAAGAUCAAGCAACUAGCGCCGGCCCUCUCGAACGUCAUGAUGGUCGGAGACAAUCGACGCUUUAACGUAGCAGUAGUGACGCUGUUGGCAGAGGGCGCAACGGGUGAACUUCCCGGAGGCGACAACCUCACUGGAGCAGCACUGGAGGUGAACCCAGCGGUGAAGACCGUUUCAGCUGCGAUGAAGGAUCCUGCGUGGCAGAAGUACAUCGAGAAAGCCAUCGAGGCGACCAACUCUGACACGAAUGUUUGCCAGAACAACAACUGGAAGAUCCAGAAGUUUGCGAUCGCUCCCCGGGAUUUCUCGGUACAAACAGGAGAGUUUACGCCAACAAUGAAGCUGAAACGAUCCGUGACUGAGGAGCAGAAGUUUGCUGUCGGAGAUGUGGAAGGAGCUCAUCGAUCCAUUGUACAGCUGAAGCCUCUCGGCAUCGAAAGUUGGAAAACCGGAGGUGCAGGUGUUGCUGUCGUUCGGGCUGUCCCCUGCGAUUGCAGCGAGACCCGUGCUCGGCAACGAAAGCCAAAAGCGCUCGCAUCCACUCAUAUUGAGAACAAGCUUGUGAACAGGCUUGGAAAGAACCGCAUGAGCCCCAUCAGGCCGUGCAGCGAGAGGCAGAAGGCUCGCUUUGGCAUGCCUGAGCUGAGGUUAGUGCUGGCAGUGGAUAUCUCGUACACCACGAACAAGUUCGGGAACCAGUACCAAAGCAUUGUAAAGCUGGAUUGCAUUCAGGGUCAGGAGUACGCUGGCCACCUUUGUUUGAACCAGAAGGAGGCGGAAAAGUCCGCAGCCGAGCAGGCAGUCAUGGCUUUCCGGCCUCAGAUGGCGUCGCUGCCGCCGCCGGCAAGCAAGGAUCCAAAGAAGAAGAAGGAGCGGCCGAGGCUCACGCCCGCUGAGCUUGCCGCUAAGAAGGCAAAGCAAGCCGAGGAAGGCGACAACCCCGCGGUGACGCCGAAGACGAAGCUCAAUGCAUUGGUCAUGAAGAUUGCCAAGCGCUAUCUUCAGAAGGGCGAGACCAUCUACGAGACAAAAACAUACGCCGGUGGGGGUCACCAGGCAACAGUGCAGCUGAAGGCCCUGCCUGGCGAUUGGGGCAGCCGCGUUUGGGCAGGCCAUGUCAGCUCUACCAAACAGAAGGCUGAGCAAAGUGCAGCAGAAAUCGCACUAAAGCAGAUCAGCGAGGACACCGAGAUGAUGGCAGAGGCUGCUAAGCCCAAGGGCGCGGGGAAAGGCAAGGGCAAAGGCAAAGGAAAGGGCUUCGGCUUCAUGUGGGGCCCCUGGGACUGGCAGAUGAUGUGGGGCGGAGGGCCUUCUGGUCCCAAUCUCCCGCGAGAGCGGGUUACAGAGGAGCCGGUGAAGGGCGAGGUCGUGGAGUGGAAGGAAAGCUUCGGCUGGCUGAAGUCCAGCGCUCCUAUUGACCACCCCUCGGCAAAGCAGCGCGAGGGGAAGAUCUACGCAAGCAAGAAGGACGUUACGUCGGGAACAAUCGAAACAGGGUCCAGAGUCAGCUUCCACGUGUACAAGGACGCCCAGGGCCUUGGAGCAGAAGAAGUACAGGUGGGCCGACUCGUCACUCAGCGGCUCUGUAGCAUGAACAUGUUCCGAGUGCACGGAGUUCUCCGGAACAAAGAGAAUGCCAAAUGGGCAGAAGGCAUCUCGGGCCUCGAGCUUUUCGAGGCGGACUCUCGAGACGCCCUCGCCCUCCAGGAACCGCUCAGUACUGCGAAUGCAGUGGUUUGCACUACCGGCGUCCCGGCCUUCGGCAUUGCGGGACAGUGGGAAAAGGGCAAUCAUCCAGAAUCCGUAGAUCACUUCGGUGUGAAGAAUGCCGCGCAUGUUUGGUCUGCGGCUUCGGGGCCGAAGCGUCGCUUUGUGCUGAUGUCUUCGAUAGGUGUCACGCGGCGCGAUGGGUUUCCGUACAGCAUCCUCAACGGUGGCGGUGUUCUGGAUGCGAAGGCAAAGGGUGAAGCGGCCGUGCGCGAGCUUGCCACACAGCGGGGCUUCGGUGUUACAGUGGUUCGGCCUGGGCAGUUGUUUGGCGGGCCGUACGACAACAAUCGCUACUUGGGCACACUCUUCCAGCUUGACAAGGACUCCAGCGUUCAGGCUGUGAAGCUUGAAGCUGGAGACACCGCCGUGGGCGACACGUUGCGCAGUUCACUCGCCGGCGUCCUCGUCCGCAGUCUUUUUUGUGCGGAACCUGACAUGGAGUUUGCAGAGUUACUUCUUGUGUUGAAUGCCGGGAGCAGUUCUUUGAAGUAUGCUCUUUUUAGCAUUGCCGGAGCUCCUGCCCGUUGGAGUCGGGUGGUGCAUGGGCUAGCAGAGGGCAUUGCCACAAAGACCGAGUGUCGAAUCAAGGAGGAGACGCAUGAAGGCAAAAAAGUCCACAAGGUGGAUCUCCCGGAUCACCGGACGGCUUUGAGCCGCGUGGUGGAUUUGUUGCCUGGCAAAGAUAACAUCAGCUCGGUGGGUCAUCGAGUCGUUCACGGCGGUGAGAGUUUUAAAUCUGCUGCCGUGAUAAACCAAAGAGUUAUGCAGGCAGUUCGCGAUGCCACUGUCCUCGCCCCUUUGCACAACCCCUGGAACAUCUUGGGCAUUGAGGUUGCCGAAGAGCUGUUCGGCAGAGACUGCCCACAAGUAGCUGUUUUUGAUACAGCCUUCCAUCAGACAAUGCCACCUCGUGCAUAUAUGUAUGCUCUCCCUUAUGACCUUUAUAAGAAGCACCACAUCCGGAAGUAUGGAUUUCAUGGCACUUCCUACCUUUACGUGGCGGAGGAGACAUCCCGAGUGCUGAAGAAGCCUUUAGACAAGCUGAACAUUAUUGCCUGCCAUGUGGGCAACGGCGCAUCGAUGGCAGCAAUCAAGCAGGGCAGAUGCGUUGACACCACCAUGGGAAUGACUCCUUUAGAGGGCCUCGUCAUGGGCACACGGUGUGGCGACAUUGAUCCGGCUGUGCCUUCCCAUCUCAUUGAGCAGCUGGGAUACUCUGUGAAGGAAGUCAACAACCUAAUGAACAAGGAAUCAGGGUUGCUCGGGCUCUGUGGCCUGUCUGACGACCGGGACGUUGAACGUGAAUACUUUGAGCAGAAGCCACGCGGCACGCUGGCGAAGGAGGUCCAGGUCUACCGGAUGCGCAAAUACUUGGGUGCCUUCAUGGUCGCGCUUGAUGGGCAGGUUGACGCGCUGGUGUUCACAGGAGGUCUCGGGGAGAAGUCCCACCUGUUAAGGACACUGGUCUGCCAGGGCUUGGAUCGCCUGGGCCUUGAACUCGUCGAGGAGGCGAACCAAGCGAAGGGCGGCCGCUUCUCUGAGAACACUCGCUUGGACUCUGCGCGCCUCUCAACGCAGAUCUGGGUGAUCCCCACAGAUGAGGAACUCUGCAUUGCUCAGCAAACGCAGAUGAUUGUGUCAAAGGACAUGCUUACGCAGUGA
This is a messenger RNA of Symbiodinium sp. CCMP2456, 5232 nucleotides long. NCBI's taxonomy places the organism in Eukaryota, Dinophyceae, Suessiales, Symbiodiniaceae. The record is from the annotation of a GenBank genome assembly.